UGUGGCUUCUUCGUGACGGCCGGGAUCCAUCUACCCCCCCUUUUUUUUUCUUUUCCAACUCCAGCGUUAGAGUUUAUUUAUUUUAUUUAGAGGUUAAACUCAACCGACAUGUUUGAGACCAGCAGUGACGACCUGUUCCUGCCCUCCUACCAGGACGAGGAGCUGGUGGACAACCUGCUGUCCAGCGAGGACUCUGAUGGAGACGGUGGUGGUGGUGGAGGAGGAGAAGGGGGAGGAGGAGGAAGCUCCCUCUCCUUAGCCAAGGCCCUCCUCCCCCUGGUGGACUCGUCCCCGACCCCCCUCAUCCCCUGGGUCUGCUCCACCCGCUACAAGACCGAGCUCUGCACCAGCUACUCGGCCAGCGGCUUCUGCAAGUACGCGGAGCGCUGCCAGUUCGCGCACGGCCUCCACGAGCUCCACGUGCCCUUCCGCCACCCGAAGUACAAGACGGAGCUGUGCCGCAGCUACCACACCACGGGCUACUGCUACUACGGCAGCCGCUGCCUCUUCGUGCACGGCUCCGCGGAGCAGCGCCCCACGCUGCGCCGGCGCAGGAACGUGCCGUGCCGCACCUUCCGCUCCUUCGGCGUCUGCCCCUUCGGCACGCGCUGCAACUUCCUGCACGUGGAGGGCGCGGACGCGGGUCGCGAGGAGAAGACCCCGCCGCCGCCGCCUCCUCCUCCUCCUCCCAGCAGCCCCCACCCGCAGGGUAAGGAGUGGAGGCCCCGGGGGGCUCUGUGCCGCACCUUCAGCUCCUUCGGGUUCUGCCUGUACGGAACGCGGUGCCGGUUCCAGCACGGCCUCCCCACAAAGCUGAAGACCCCCGAGCAGAGCCAGUCCCCGGGCAGCUCGGGUUUACCCUCGUCCACCUCCUCUUCGCCUCCGCCGACGCCUCCUCUGGACACGCCGCCCUCCGAGGCCACGGCCCACAACGCCUUCACCUUCUCCAGCCAACACCUGAGCGACCUCCUGCUGCCGCUGGCGCUGCACCUGCAGCAGCUGGAGAGCUCCAAGGCCCAGGACAUCUGGGACAACCGGGCACUCUGAUUGAAAGCACUCAACGCCACAAUUAAAUCUUUCUUUUUUAUAUAUAUAUUAUUAUAACCUCCCUUACUUUAGAUUUUUAUUUUUUAUUUUUAAAACUGAGGUGGUUUGACUUGUUUAUCAGCAGGUCAGUCUGGCCUUGACCUCCAGAGUAGCUCAGUCUCCUGAAUACUUACCGAUGCUAAGCUAGCUAUGUGUAAUAUUUUUUUAAAAACUAUUGUACAUAUUUUAAUCAAGUAAAUGAAACGUCUGACCUCUGUGUUGUAAAUAAACAGAUUUUAAACCUUA
Mugil cephalus (flathead mullet) is the source of this 1332-nucleotide messenger RNA. RefSeq names its product cysteine three histidine 1 (gene cth1). The record is from RefSeq and is a predicted model, not a curated record. Lineage: Eukaryota; Metazoa; Chordata; Actinopteri; Mugiliformes; Mugilidae. Gene Ontology annotation, molecular function: metal ion binding; mRNA binding. The transcript is spliced from 2 exons. The coding region runs from base 109 to 1047 and encodes 312 amino acids.